This is a messenger RNA of Xenopus tropicalis (tropical clawed frog), 4428 nucleotides long. RefSeq names its product POP1 homolog, ribonuclease P/MRP subunit (gene pop1). Lineage: Eukaryota; Metazoa; Chordata; Amphibia; Anura; Pipidae. Gene Ontology annotation, cellular component: nucleus; nucleolar ribonuclease P complex; ribonuclease MRP complex. The record is from RefSeq and is a predicted model, not a curated record. Bases 113 to 3076 code for a protein of 987 amino acids. Gene Ontology annotation, biological process: tRNA 5'-leader removal. The transcript is spliced from 17 exons.
ACUCUAGACUGAGGCUUGGCACGCAUCGUCUUCCGCCCGCGUGUAAUGCCCAGGAACAGAUCCAGGCUGAGAAUUUGUAUUCUGCUCUCUUGGCGAGUUACUCGGCUCAGAAAUGUCGAACGCAAAAGAGAAGAAGUAUGCAAAAAGGAUGCGGAAUCAGCCAUCUAAUGUGAGUCUGUCAUCAGACAUCGGCACUGAACAGGGUCAUCGGCCUCGUCACAAUGAGAGACAGGAAAACUUUCAGCAACACAGAGACAGCCACCCUGGCCCCUCCGGACAGCACCAGCGACACCCCUAUCAAUCACAUGGGACCCACUUCCAUGGUAGAGGUGGUAAAGGAAGGGGUGCACCCAGUGAAGUGCCUCUUGUUCCUAAAUACAUAACAGCCACAAUGUUUGCCCAGGCGAGGGCUGCAGAGAUCAAUGCAAUGGUUAAGGCUGUUUCCCAGAAGUCUUCCAACACCUUGGUGUUCCAGUCGCUACCCAGGCAUAUGCGCAGGCGGGCUAUGGGUCACGACAUAAAGCGCUUACCCAGAAGGCUCCGGGAGGUUGCUAAAAAGGAGAUGGAAAAAUCUGCCCACUUGAAGAAAGAAGUGUCGAAGAACAAGUGUCGGAAAGCUCGAAGGCGCCACGGCAACCUUCAGCUAGAGUUCAACCGCAGGCAGAGGAAGAACAUUUGGUUGGAAACACACAUUUGGCAUGCAAAGCGCUUUCACAUGGUGAAAAAGUGGGGUUACUGUCUGGGACAUAGACCUACAAUGAAGAGUUAUAGGGCUUGUUACCGAGCCAUGAGCAGUAACUGCCUUCUGCAGGAUUUGUCUUACUACUGUUGCCUGCAGUUGAUGGGAGAAGAAGCUGCUCUGCUGAACGCUCUGUCAAGACUCACAAGCACAGAAACUGGCCCAUCUUUUGCUGCUGCCUUGUGUCUCUCUGGAAAGCGCCAAGGAUCCUUGGUCCUGUAUAGAGCUGAUAAAUACCCCAAAGAAGCUCUCGGUUCUGUUACAUUUCUCUGGAAACCAGCCUGUGUCCCUGAUUCUCCAUCUGAAAAAAGGCAGUUGUGGAUAUGGUGUCACCCUACUCUCAAACAGGACAUACUGAGAGAAUUAAGACAAGUUUGUCAGUGUGAGGAAGCUCCUGACAUUGCUGUCUGCAAGCCCGAGCCUGUUAUUGCUCCACAACCUGCAAAACCACAAACUACCCCUAAAACUACAGCGAAAAAGCGGAAGCGGAAAGAUCAGGAAGGGGAACAGGCAGUACCUGUGAAAAGAAUCAUUGGCGAUGGGACUAGGGAUUCUCUGGAUCCAUAUUACUGGACAUCAAAGCAUACAGCCAUCAGAAUUAGUGAUCUGACUAUGGAAUUUGUGCGCUAUCGACUGACUGGCCCUCUCUCUCACAGUGUGCUGACUGAAGCUUUGCGUUCUGCUCCACUUCAUAAGGAAACUGAAAGUGAUGCAGGGCCUCAUACCUGGUGGGCAGAUUACUGCAGUAACCCUGAGAAUGUCAGACUCCAUACCCUUCAGGAAUCCAUGUUUCAGCUGCUGCAAGCAGUAGGAUCUCCAGCAGAAUUUCCCCCUGGCACCAUAUUGGGACUCACAGUGGGAGAUCCAAGACUAAACUUGCCAAAGCAGAAGACUAAAGCUGUGCCGAGUGUAGAGAAGUACGAAGACAGAGACCAAGUGAAAUCUAUAAAACUGAAUGGUUUUCCUCUGGAAUGUGCUCAGAGCUUUAUCUGGGCUUCUGAUAUCUGCUCCAAAGUUACCGAGAAUAAAGUUUCAGAACAGGAGAUAAACCGCAUGAGGAGUGAGCUGCUUGUCCCAGGCUCUCGGCUGGAUUUGGGCAAUAGUGAAUCCAAGAUCCCUGUCCUGCUGAUUCAGCACCCUGGGAAACGCACUGGAACUGAUCGGCCUGGCUGGGGAAGUGGCUGGGACAUCUGCCUGCCUAAGGGAUGGGGAAUGGCUUUCUGGAUUCCUUUUAUAUACAGAGGUGUGCGUGUUGGGGGUUUGCAGCAAGCGCUGCAGCACUCUCAGUAUAUGGGAAUUCCAGAUGCCCCCGGUGACUUUCCUGACUGCCCAGCUGGUGUUCAGUCUGCAAAGGAAACUGAGGAUAGUCUGCUAGAGGCUUAUAAAAGGCGCCCACCUGCAAAGAGAGCCAACUUUAUCAAGCACGGAGUCCUUGCACCCUUCCGAUGUCCCUGGGAGCAACUGACUGCAGAAUGGGAUCAGAGGGCUGGAACAGUAACUAAAGUCCCUGCAGCUGAAAAGGAGGAAGAAACAACAAUGGACACAAAUCAAGAGGGGGAGGUACCUCAAGGAACUGUAACAGAGGCACAGGAGGACGUGAGAAUGGAACCUGGUUCCCAAGGCACCAUGGGAAAUGAGCUGGAUAUGGAAAAAGCAGGUGGAGCCGGUGUGUGUGUGUUGAGGAACAAAAGAAUUCUGAAGGAGCUUUGUACACUGUGUAGUCUGUGUAAUCAGAGAGGCCCAAGAUCCAAGCAAAUUCCCAGUCCUGCUCCACACGGACCAUCCGACAUGCUACUGCAGGUUCUGCACACUUUCCCUCGCUCCCUGGUAUGGGUCAGGCUGACCAUGCUGACAAAGGGUACCCCAGAACUCCAUGCCAUGAUCUGUAUACCUUCUGAGCAGGACUUGGUGCAACUUGCUACUGACAAAUCAUUCGCUGGCCCUCAGGAGCCUAAGCAUGGAGAUCCCAUCAAGAAGAAAGUACUGAAACAUCAAAAGGAGACAAAGAAGAAGAAAGCAAAAGCUAAAAUGGAGAAGGAAGCACCACAACAAAAGGAAGAGAUGUCCAGGGAUGAUGACAGUGAUCAGCUUACCCUCGGCUUGUGGCCUAAUCCUCUACCUCCGGUCAUCAGUCACUGCUGUAGAACCCUGCUCGGAUUCGUCACCCAUGGGGACUUUUCUAUGGCCGCCGGCUGUGGGGAGUCAUUAGGGUUUGUCAGCUUAACUGGCCUUAUAGACAUGCUGUCUGGUCAUCCUGUGAACAGGACUGGGUUUGUGCUGGUUAGAAACCCGUCCUCUUUGCAGUACAGGUUUGCCAAAAUAAUGGUUGCUGCAUAGACACAACUGUAACUCAAUCCUCUGCAUGUCUGCUCCAGAUACAGCGCCUGUGACAAACUCAUUUACUAUAGUUACUGAGCAGUAAUAAAAGGUUUCAGUUAUAUGGGUUGCUCAACUCAAUAGCUGCAUGAAAGACCGACUGGAAAAUGAAUCCAAAGACAAGUAAUACCUCAUAGAAAGGGGAGUUUCCAGCUCCUCCUUGUAUUCAGAAUUCAAUUCAGCAGUAGGGAUUUGUGUGCAUUGUAACAUAGACCCAGAUCGCUCAGGUGGGACCAGCAUGCACAUAAUAGUUCCAGUUUAGCUUGGAUAUAAUGUGUUGUAGUGGGUCUGCAUGAAGUUAGUCACCUAUACAAGACCAAUAGAGGGUGCGGCCCUGCCCCAUACAUUUAAAAGGUGACAUCAACUCUAUGUGUCACAUAAUGUACAUGAAUUUUAUACAUUGCGAAUAUCAAGAAUGUGUAACUGGAGCUGUUCAACCUGGACUCUCCUUCAGUAGUUCUACUGCUCAGUUUGGCAUGAUUUAUAGACGUGAGCAGAGAAGUGACACUCCUUGCUUCACUAAAUCAAGCUUUUGAUGUUAUUUCCUGCCCUUGCCCAGGUUAAACAGCAGGGGGCUGUAUUUGUGUAUAUCAUAGCCCAGUUAAUGCACUGGGGGAUCAAUAUCUAUGUCCUGUCAAGAGUCCCUUGACUGCCUUUCUGGAUGAAUUUGCCUGCAUGUGGGCUCAUGGGCCCAUAUGCUACUGUAGGGUCUCUAAGUAACAUAAGGAAGCGCUUAUGUGUGACAGCUUCCCUUGGCCUUGUCCCUUCAUCUCCACCAAAGCUAUAGAUGAGAGUGCUGAAAUGAGAGUGAGGAGUUGGCAGUGGGCCCAUCAUUUCAUUAUCCUGUGCCCUUCUCUGCAUCCUCCACUCCUUCCUUGCCAUUUAGCAGCCUUUGUGAUUAAUGGGUCUCACAUCUCAGCAUAAAGAAUAGAAUUCAGUAUUCUUUAUUGUGAACUGAGCAACAUUAAUAGGCUUUUUUUUUUUCUUUUUUAGCAAAGGACGCCUGUACAAUGUGCGCUGUUCUUUAUAUUUGGAGAAGGAUACUCCUGCUGCUUUAUUUAACCAUUAUGUAGCCUUUCCUUUGUGCAUAAGUUAUGUAUAUUUAUUUUCUGUUUUUCCUUAAUAAAAGCAAAUGUUUAUGUUGCAAUGCAUUAAGGAGUUCAGAUGUAUGAAAAAUGCCUUAAGGAGUCCCGGACGCAGGGUGCUAGGCUGGGCACAGCCAUUUGCACUGUACACAAAGAAAUAAAGAACUGCACAACAAAAUGUGGAUUUUGGCAUCUGGUUACUUCAAAUAAAUGAACAGGUUGACUUCC